Messenger RNA from Closterium sp. NIES-67, 996 nucleotides. NCBI's taxonomy places the organism in Eukaryota, Viridiplantae, Streptophyta, Zygnematophyceae, Desmidiales, Closteriaceae. The record is from the annotation of a GenBank genome assembly.
ACUCCUUCCUCAGCAUCCUCUCGCAUCUUCGUUGAGAUUUACGAAUCUCAGCCUAAGGCUAGAUCCAAGCCAGCAGCUAGCCGCGACCCGGCGGUUUGACAGCCCGCAAUCAUGAUGAAUAUAUUCCGGCUUGCGGGUGACAUGACGCACCUCAUGAGUAUAGUGGUGCUGCUUCUGAAAAUAGUGACGAUGAAAUCUUGUGCUGGAAUCUCGCUGAAGACACAGGAGCUGUACGUCAUUAUAUUCGUGACUAGAUACCUGGAUCUCCUAUACUCCUUCAUCUCCGUUUACAACACAAUGAUGAAGCUCAUCUUUCUUUCGAGCACCGUCGCGAUCGUCUACUACAUGCGUUACGACAAAGUGGUGCGGCAGAAAUAUGACAAGGAUCAUGAUACCUUCCGUCACAUCUUCCUUGUCAUCCCGUGUUUCGUGCUCGCAUUGCUCGUCAACAAGAAAUUCACCAUCACAGAGGUUCUUUGGGCCUUCUCAAUAUAUCUGGAAGCGGUCGCCAUUCUUCCGCAGCUUGUGCUUCUUCAAAGGACAAAGAAUAUCGACAAUCUAACAGGAAACUACGUCUUUUUUCUCGGUGCAUAUCGUUCCCUUUACAUCCUGAACUGGAUAUACCGCUACAUGACGGAGAAGCACUACCGCCAAUGGAUUGUCUGGAUUUCGGGACUCGUCCAAACAGCUCUCUACGCUGACUUUUUCUAUUACUACAUCAUCAGCUGGAAGAGCAAUCAACGUCUGAGUCUUCCAGCCUAAACUACUUCCCUCAUGCAUGGCUCCAGUUGAGCACGUCUUUCAGACCUGAUCUUGUGUGAAGAUGAGUUUCAUAUCAUACUGCUGAGCAGUGAAUGGUAUCUGGCCAUCGAGUUCUAACUUAGCUUUCCUAUUAUAGCUUUCUGUGCUUGCUUGUCCCAUUGUUAUACCGUGACACCCUAAGAGCAGUGCUCUGCUCUUUUUUAUGAAUCUUGAAUGGUGACAAUUGCCAUACCU